CACCUACAAGUGCACACGAGUUCACUUUCUCUAUAAAAUUGUAAAUAAUUAUUGGUAAAAUGGAAGAGAACGAUGAAGACAUGCCACAAUUAUCAUCCAGUACACUCACUGCACUUCAAGAAUUUUAUAAAGAGAGAGAGGAACGCGAAAAUCAGUUGAAAAACAUUGUGGAACACAAUCAAACAUUGGAUGUGACAUUCGAUGAGGAUUGGCAAUUGAGUCAGUUUUGGUACGAUGACGAAACUGUUGAAACUUUCAUUAAGGGAGCAAUGAAUGCAACAAAACCAAACGGUAAAAUUGCAUUAAUAUCAUGUCCGACUUUGUAUAGUAGAAUGAAAAAAGCUGCUGGUGAAAGACAUGUUGUUCUAUUAGAAUAUGAUCAAAGGUUUGCUGUAUAUGGAUCAGAUUUUAUUCCAUACGAUUAUAAAUCUCCCUUGGACAUUCCAAGAGAUCUAUCCAGUUAUUUUGAUCUUGUGAUAGCUGAUCCACCGUUUCUAUCAGAGGAAUGUUUAAUGAAAACGGCUGUCACUAUUAAAUUUUUAUCAAAAAAAAAGAUUAUACUUUGUACAGGGGAAAUAAUGGCUUCUUUGGCAGAGAGGUUAUUGGAUGUAAAUGUAUGUAAUUUCAUUCCUCAUCAUAAAAAUAAUCUAGCAAAUGAAUUUCGGUGUUACUCGAAUUUUGACUUCGACAGUGCAAUAGAAUAAAUAAUAUUUUGAAUGAUUUUGAUGUAAA
Molecule: messenger RNA, 732 nt
Organism: Cephus cinctus (wheat stem sawfly)
Lineage: Eukaryota; Metazoa; Arthropoda; Insecta; Hymenoptera; Cephidae
Product: EEF1A lysine methyltransferase 1
Exons: 4
Coding region: 60-704 (214 amino acids)
Biological process (GO): methylation
Molecular function (GO): nucleic acid binding; protein-lysine N-methyltransferase activity
Source: RefSeq, a predicted model, not a curated record